Molecule: messenger RNA, 2100 nt
Organism: Geodia barretti
Lineage: Eukaryota; Metazoa; Porifera; Demospongiae; Tetractinellida; Geodiidae
Source: the annotation of a GenBank genome assembly
CUGACCGUAUGCUCCAAAAAUUUCCAGGGAUGAAUUUCUUCAUCUUGAUUCUUUUGUUGCAGGGAGUGCAGCGGAAAGUGCUGGAUGUCAUGAGUACACUUGGGCUCUCUAACACCGUCAUGCGACUCAUCGAGAGAAGGACAAGUCAGUCACUGUCACUGAAAAAUGCAGGGCACUUUAAAACUUCAGAGUAGGACCAGUUCCAAAUGAAGCAUAAUGCAGCAAGUGGCAGUGAGCCAACAGGAUUUACUGCUCUCUAUUGUUUUCUUCCUUCUCCAGGACAAAUGGGUUUUCUGGACAGGCCUCUGCGUUACUGUGACUGUAAUGGUUCUAGUGGUGAUGUAUUUUGCUUGAUUUUUGUUUCGCUCACACACUAGCGCAUGCGCACAGGCGCCCGGUUUACAAAAACUUCGCAUUACACAUCGAUCACUGGCAGUUACGCAACGGCGAAGCACGUAUAUAAAGCUGCAGACGAAGAAUCGCAGUGUAUAAAAUAACCAGCACUGAUCCAAGACGACGCAAGUGUGCAUACAUAGCUAAGCAUUUAGAAUUGCAACAAAAAAACUGACGGUGAUAGACGCUAUAGCCAGAAAUGAACUCGAUGCAGCGAACAAGUAUAGGCUACAACAACGGCAUGUCGCCGACCAUCGCAGGGAGCAGCAGCCCGGCGACCGGGAGAGGCGUUUCUACCUUGUCAUUGCGGACCCUGCUUCCGUGGUCAUUGGUGGUUCUGGUGUGGCUGUUUGUGGGUGUGUGUGGCAUCAGCAGUACCACGACGACCACCACCACCACCACCACCACCGAGAACUGUCUCCAGCUCUUUGACACCUACAGUCAGGGAGUCUACGUGUGCCAGCAUCACAGCGACCUGAUUGUGGCCCUGCAGAUUGCAGAGGAGUUGGGUCGCGAGGAGUGCCAGAGAGCCUUCGAGAGGGAGAUGUGGAACUGCUCCAGUUUCUCCAUCCUCAGAGCCCCCAACGUCACCUCACUGGCCACGAAAGAGGCGGCCUAUGUGCACGCCCUGUCACUGGCGGCCAUUGCCCACUCUGUGGCCAAAGUGUGUGCAGUGGGAGACGUCACCUCAUGCUCGUGUGACACGGAGCGACUGGAGCUCCCGGCUACUGACAGCGAGAGACGCUAUGCCAUGGGCUGCUCUGACAACGUCGGGUUUGGACUCACCUUUGCCACCAACUUCCUGCACAAGAGACACUUGGGGGUCGGGCCACUGCAGGAAAUUGAAAGGGAGAACAUGCGCAUCGGUGCCCGGGUGGUGCAAGAUGAAGACGAACCGCCGUACGUCUGUCACUGCAUUGGUGUGUCAGGAUCGUGUACAGUUCUCACAUGUCAGUACGAACUCCCAGAAUUCAGUCAGUUGGCUCACCGCAUUCAAGAUUACUACUUCACCAAUCGCACCUGCAAAGUGAGGUGGAACAACAUUGUCGGGGAGGGAAGCGCGUUUGUUCGUCCGCCCGGAUGUGGAGAUAACAAGCUCAUCUACAUGGUGGACUCUCCGAACUACUGUGUCCGGGACGUGGUGGUGGGGUCGCUGGGGACGGCCGGACGAAAGUGUGACCCACACACCACGGGACCCAAUUCCUGCGAAAAUCUCUGCACCCGAUGUGGGCUGGGCCACGUCAGCAUAGAAGAAAGCACAGAGAGUAACUGUUGGUGCGAAUUUGUGUUCUGUUGUGAGAUUCGCUGCAGCAAGUGCCCCGAGAGAAGACGGUAUCACGUAUGCACGUGAUGCAAGGACCUUUCUUCGUUUCAUUACAUGUGUCUCCGUCCGUUUCGUAAAAUUAUAUAUACACGCCGAAAAACCAGGUCUCAGUGUUUAACACUGACAAAAAAUCACUGUGUCACUUAUUACAAUAGAGCCGGACAAACAGACUGGACUGGUAUGAAUAUCCACACGAUAUACUAUGAUUACAUCACUGACUGCCAUAUUUAUGCUCAACAAUCAUUGUGUACCCUAGCCUCUCUCCUUUUUUAUAUAGCUGCCAAUUAUUUUGUUUAUGUCAGUCACAUUGUUUUUUGGUAGAUAAUAUUUAUUCUCAUCAGUCUAUCCAAUCAUACACAAAAAAUCAACAUCAUCAUCAGCAU